Messenger RNA from Chiloscyllium plagiosum (whitespotted bambooshark), 2640 nucleotides. Its product is annotated as LON peptidase N-terminal domain and RING finger protein 1-like. Gene Ontology annotation, molecular function: ubiquitin protein ligase activity. The record is from RefSeq and is a predicted model, not a curated record. NCBI's taxonomy places the organism in Eukaryota, Metazoa, Chordata, Chondrichthyes, Orectolobiformes, Hemiscylliidae.
UAACCCAGGGUUUGUGAAGAGCCGCAAUCCGCAAAUUGAGCAGUGGGGACAGGGGCACUUCCUGAGUGUCAAUGGAGCCAGUUCCUCGGCGUAUGCUGGGCUGCCCGUUGUGUCUCCGCCUGCUCCGGGAGCCGGUCACCGCCGCCUGCGGACACUCGGUGUGCUCCCGGUGUUUGAGGGCGGCUCGGGGCUGCCCGGGUUGCCUGGAGCCGCUGGGGGAAGAGCUGCCAGGGAACCGGGUGAACGUGUUGGCCAACGGGUUGCUGCAGAAGUGGUUCCCCGAGGAAGGGCAGCCGAGUGCGGUCACCGAGUGCAGUCAGGGACCGAUCUCUCACUCCCAUCAGAAUCUGUCACUGGAGGCUACAGAGUGUUUGCAGAAAGGACAAGUGCCUUUAACGUGGGAUGACUGUAGUGAGAAAUAUCUGAUAUUUCAAACAAUGGCAAGCGAUGCAACAAGCAAGCUUUCUGAAGAAAGAGAGAGCAUCUCAGACUCGGAUGAAGAUAAUGUCUCAUAUUCCUGCCCCUGCUCUCGGUCUGUGCCUCCUGAACUCCUCAGCAUCUCAGACUUUGAGUGCUCAGUCUGUGCAAGGUUAUUAUUUGAGCCAGUCACCACCCCCUGUGGCCAUACCUUCUGCAAGAAAUGUGUUGAGCGAUGUAUGGAUUACAGACCGUGCUGCCCUCUGUGCAAGGAGGACCUGAGAAAGUUCCUGCAGCAGAGGCAGUAUCGGGUCACCCAGCUCCUUGACUCCCUCAUCACCGUGUACUUCCCCACAGAAUUUGCAGAGAGGAAACGGCAGAGUGAAAUUGAAAUGGCGGAACUGUCCAAUUUGACGAAGGACGUUCCGAUUUUUGUCUGCACAAUGGCAUUCCCAGGAAUCUCCUGCCCACUGCAUAUCUUUGAGCCCCGCUACAGACUGAUGAUGCGACGAUGCCUGGAGACAGGAACUAAAACAUUCGGGAUGUGCAUAUAUGACGGUGGAAAAAUUUUUGCAGAUUUUGGCUGCAUGCUGAAGAUUGAAGAAAGUGAAAAUCUCCCAGAUGGUCGGUCUCUAGUCAGCACUGUUGGGGGACGUCGCUUUAAAGUGUUGAGAAGAGGACAUAAAGAUGGGUAUAACGCAGCUGAUGUUGAAUACUUGGAGGACAAACAAGUCACUGGGGUCGAACUGACUGACCUCUGCCACUUGCACAGCCGUGUCUACGCACAGGCUCGGAACUGGUUUGACCAUCUGCCCAGCAUUCUCCAGAGACGGAUACACACCCAACAUGGACCCAUUCCAGACCAGGAAGGAAAUGUACAGGCCUCUCCAGAUGGUCCUCAAUGGUGCUGGUGGCUCCUGGCUGUUCUCCCAAUGGAUCCCAGUCUUCAAAUGAUACUGCUGUCAUCUACGUCAUUGCAUCAGCGACUGACGCACCUCCAGCGGGUCCUGCAUUAUUUAGUGCAGAAUCAGAUCCUGUAAUUGCAAAGCACCAGGGAGAUGGUAACAUCUCUUUUAUUAUGUACUCACUCCUACCAAUAUGCUGGAGAGAUUCCAACAGGGCAGGAGGGGGGUGAGGUAUCUGUCUUCUGAACACUUGGAGACUGCAAUCUUUGCUUGUCCGAUAAUUGGGUAGGUUCUGAAUUGUCAAAACCUUGUCAAGUUAUUUCUUGUUCAUUCAGGAGCUGUUGGCUUUGUUGACUUGGCCAGUAUUUAUUGCCUAUUCCUAGUUGACCUUGAGAAGGUGGUGGUGAGCUGCCUUCUUUAACUGCUGCAGUCCAUUUGGUGUAGGUAGACGUACAAUACGGAGGGAGUUCCAGGAUUUUAUCCUAAUGAUGCUGAAAGAAUGGGUGGGUUAAGACGUUCUGAAAUGAUGUAUGGAGUUCAGAUGAGGAGUAAUUUGAUCCCGACAGGAUGAAGAUGCAGAGGUUUCUGCAUUCUCUGUCAGGUCAGUAAGCUAAGGGACCACCCAAACGUCAUGCAGCACUGGCUGCUGGUCCACAGGCUGGAAUAUGAGAGCACUCAACCUCCAAUGGACAGUGACCACAGGAUGAGGUUCCUUUGAAAACCUGGCCUCUGCCCAAGGUCCGCAGUAAGGGGAAAGAACAUUUCUAACAGGGUGACAUGAGCACUUGGCUGGAUGCUGCUGUGAAGCAGUGAAGAGUGUCGUCAUUUUCCACAGCUUGAUCCAUUUUACCACCAAAUGAUAAUUACCUAUUUCCCUCUGUGGCAGACUCCCUAUUUAAUUAUUGACAUCCAUGAGUUCUUGAAAUCUGCAAUUUUGUAAAUUCUUACAAGAUUAUGGAAGUACAGAAGGGGCCGAUGAACAUUUUCUUGUUGAGAUUCUGUACAUGGCUACAGCUCCUGCAUUUAACAUAUGCUAUGGACUAAGUAAGACCAAUCAAAACAUUCUUAAGCAGGCAGCUCAGACCAUAACAUCACAAUUUGUUUCAUUAAGUAUUACCCAGAUUAAGUUAGCUAGGUUGACUACUAGAUUUUAAAACAGACAAACAUUUAUUCACAAAAUUACACAAUGAAACUCAAAGAACAGAGUAAAGAACCCCUAUAGAACUCAACAUAUCCAACUAGCUUUUCAACUAGAGUAAGCAGCAGGCCUCCCAGUGAAUCAGCUAUAUCAUUUGCAAGGACAAAUUUGUAUUCCUGG